Morchella sextelata is the source of this 585-nucleotide messenger RNA. RefSeq lists its product as uncharacterized. The record is from RefSeq and is a predicted model, not a curated record. NCBI's taxonomy places the organism in Eukaryota, Fungi, Ascomycota, Pezizomycetes, Pezizales, Morchellaceae. The transcript has a single exon. Bases 1 to 585 code for a protein of 194 amino acids.
AUGAAGAUGCCCGCAUCCCUCCUCCCUCUCCCGCUCAAACCCUUCAUUAUCGCCCACAUCACCACCCACCUCACCACCCUCACCAUACAUCUCCAGGCCGCAUCCGCGAUAAUAAUCCACCACAGCAGUCUCCCGCGCCACCCCCUCCCCCUCAGGACGCUCCUCACCCUCUCCCGCACCCUGCGCGACACCCAGCUAUCCCUCGGCCUGCACAUCCUCGUAGACGACCUCCUCGAGAAGAUCCUGACACCCGACUUCUUCAGUCCUGCGCAGCUCGCGCGGCAUCGCCUCGUGGUGCGGGAGUAUGAAGAGGCGCUGGAGGGGAUGAACCAGGCGCGAGAGGCGCUGGUGGACCUGGUGGAGAGGGAGAUGAGGACGGUGGAUGAGAAGGUGGUGGGUGACCCGGUGGACGUGGGGGCUGCUACGCAUGUGUUGAGUACGGCGAUGUAUGGCGAGGAGAGGGAGCACGAUCAGGUGGAGGUGGUGAUGGAGUGGAUGUGGGAGGGGAAGAGGCUGUUCUUGGAGACUCUCGGUGGGGUGGAGGGUUGGGGUGGUGUUGUGGUGGCUGAUGUUGACAUCGUGUGA